AUCCCGGGACGGGCCGGCCGUGCUGACAGUCGGGCUCAGCGGCCGCCGCGGGAGCAUCAAGCGGGCAGCGCCCGCCGCUCCUGCCCGCGCCCACCUGCGGCUGCGGCUGCGGCUGCCCCGGGCGCGGGGCGGCGGGGGCGCUGCCGGCUCCGCGCAGUCUCACCCCGCCGGCCCUCCAGGAUGAGCCCGGAGUAUUCCCUGCGCUCCUUGCUGCUCAUCAUCCUCGCCACCUUCUCGGCCAACGCCAGCAACUGGCUAUGGAGCGACUUGCGUGCCACACGUCUCCAGCAACUGGUGGGUGGAUCAUAGCAGCUAUCAAGGUGGUCUUUUAAGCUGUCAUGCUUCUGGUGAAGGUACCUGGCAAAGCUGUCUUCAGUGGGGAGCAUCUCAGAGGAGGAGACCUGUGAGAAGCUGAAGGGCUUGAUCCAGCGCCAGGUGCAGAUGUGCAAGAGGAACCUGGAGGUGAUGGACUCAGUGAGGCGUGGAGCCCAGCUGGCCAUCGAGGAGUGCCAGUACCAGUUCCGCAACCGCCGCUGGAACUGCUCCACGCUGGACACCCUGCCUGUCUUUGGCAAGGUGGUGACGCAAGGGACGCGGGAGGCAGCGUUCGUCUAUGCCAUCUCUUCGGCAGGGGUGGCCUUCGCCGUGACCCGCGCCUGCAGCAGCGGCGAGCUGGACAAGUGUGGAUGUGACCGCACGGUGCAGGGGGGCAGCCCGCAGGGCUUCCAGUGGUCGGGCUGCUCCGAUAACAUCGCCUACGGCGUGGCCUUCUCGCAGUCCUUCGUCGACAUCCGCGAGAGGAGCAAAGGGGCCUCUUCCAACAGAGCCUUAAUGAACCUCCACAACAACGAGGCAGGGAGGAAGGCCAUCCUGAACAACAUGCGGGUGGAGUGUAAGUGUCACGGUGUGUCAGGCUCCUGCGAGUUCAAGACGUGCUGGAAAGCCAUGCCCCCCUUCCGCAAAGUGGGCAACGUCCUGAAGGAGAAAUUCGACGGUGCCACGGAGGUCGAACAGAGCGAGAUUGGAUCCACCAAAGUGCUGGUGCCCAAAAACUCCCAGUUCAAGCCACACACAGACGAGGACCUCGUCUAUCUAGACUCCAGUCCUGACUUCUGUGACCACGACCUCAAGAAUGGGGUCCUGGGCACCAGUGGGCGGCAGUGCAACAAGACCUCCAAGGCCAUCGAUGGCUGUGAGCUGAUGUGCUGCGGCCGUGGCUUUCACACGGACGAAGUGGAGGUUGUGGAAAGGUGCAGCUGCAAAUUCCACUGGUGCUGCUCCGUCAAGUGCAAACCCUGCCAUCGGGUGGUGGAGAUCCACACGUGCCGGUGAUGCACCCUGUACCCUCUUUAACUGACCCUGCUUCUCCCUUGCCCCACAGCCAGGACUGAGGAAGUGACCCAGAUGCUGCAGGGAGAGCACAGCUCUUUACAGAGACAGAACCACAGAGAAAAACAGAUUUUAAAGAAAAAAAUAUUUAAAGUUUAAAAAAACUGAUCAUUGUUGGCUUUUUUUUAUUUUGUUUUGUCUGCUUUGCUGUAUUUAUUGCUGAAGCCAGAGCCCCUUUGCUCUCUGGCUGUCUGGGGACCUGUGUGAUGCCAGCUCCUGUCGGAUGGGCUCCUGCUGCUUUUGGAGUGCUGCAGACAAGAAGUGUUUAAGGCAAGGGUAGUGCAGCAUUUGAAAUAUUCUAUUGCAGUUAUUUUUGUUUGUUUAAAGGCACGUGCUGAGCAUCCUGGAGCAUUGUUGCCCUGGCUAAGCCUCAGGAAGGGAAGGAGCGCAGCCAGCCUGUGCAGCCAGUGCAUGGCAAGGGACAGGCAGGUGGUGACAGGGUGGCACUGUCCCCCAAGGGUUAACUUCCAUGUGGAGCCCAGCCAGGGUGAUCAGUUUAUGAGAGCAAUGUGAGACAUUCCUGCACCUCUUUGCUGUGGGAUGCUCAAAGGCCUCCUGGGAAAUGGAUGGAUUUUGGAGCAGCUCCAGUGCCUGCUCCGAUUUACAGAAGCUCCUCAGUGGCUGCCUAGGGCAUGAUGCUCCCACCAUUGCUCCCUUUCCCCCAUCUCUUCUCCAGGACCUGGUUCCACUGGAGACAGUGAAAGGCAGUGAUACCUGCAAUCCACUGACUCUUAAUGGAGCUGGGAGCUGAAGGGAGAAAAACCAAGUUGAUUUCUUCUCCUCUGUCCCAUAAUUGCCCCCACCUUGAAUACAUCCCACAGCAGGUCUCCUCCUUCUCCUCCACGUUCAUCUCACUCACAGGGAGGCACUGGGGGACAGUCCCUAUCCUGCUGAAAGCUGAGAAAAGCAAAAAUACAAAAUGGAGCAAUUGUUGGGGGUGGAGGAAUGCUGGUGCUCUGCUGCUGUUGCUGUCACACCCUUAGGAAGGCACAAGAGAAAGACUCAGCCAGAGGGAUGCUGCCAUGUGUGCUCUGGCCACACAGAUUUAGUGCAGCAGGGCCCCAGCUGUCCUGUCCUGCUCCCUGGGACACUGCCACGAGGAUAAAGCACUGUCCUGCCUGUGCUGGCUUCCCUCUGCCUAGGACUGGGUUAGUGCAGAGCCCUUGCUGUUGGGCUGCAGUACAAAAUAUUUGAAGAACUAAUAAGCAGAGGGGCACUGUGAGGGAAGGUGGAAAGUGAAAACCAGUUCCUCUCUCCCUCACCCAUUGGUCUAUGAGUCAAGAAGUAAAAGGGAAGCAGAGAAAAACCUCAAAAUGGAACCUCAAGCCAACAGGUGAGGAGUCAGCACUGCCAAGCCCUCCUGUGUAGGAGGGAGCUCCCUGCAUGGUCCAGGAAAGCCUAGAGCUGAAGGAGGGGGUCCCUGCAAAACCUGCAGUCUUGUUCUUCCUUGAGAAGGGAAAGGCUGGGGGAAUGCACAGGCCUUUGUGAAAUCCCAUCUGUGCCAUGGCAGUGAUGGGCUGGGGGAGAGCCUGUGGUCACUGGAAGGUCUCCAGACACCAUCUGCUGAAAACUGACUUGAAGCAGUGCAGGGUGAGGGAGGCUUGCAUUAGGGCAAACCCCAGCACAGCCCAGCUGCCUCCCCCUGAGCAGGAGCCUGCUCAGCACCCUCCAAAACACCUCCAGCAAAAUGGGCCAGAUGGUGGGAAGGGACACCCUAGGUGGGUCCUGAGGUGGAGCAAUAUGGGCUGAUCCAUGUCAGUGCAAACCAGAGAUCUCCUCACCAGAGCAAGGUUUGCCUCUCUCAGUUGCCCAAGGGUGCAGCAUUAAAUCCCCAGGGAGGGGGAAAUCUAAGCUGUGCCUCCCCUGGUUCCAUCUCUUCAGCCCCCCAAGGCUGCAAAUCCUCAAAUACCUUAGAGACAGCUCUUCCCUUCCCAGCUCAUGCAGAGGUCACAGACCUCAGGCCACUGGCCAAGUCUUCUGCUCCUUGUCCAUUUAGGAUGAGGGCCGAAGCUGAACGAGGCAAUCUGAAUCAGCAUGGAGAUAAUCUCUGCACGUGGGAUUUUUUCAGGCUGCAAUGAAAGCUAAGCCCUGCAAAUGCCACCCAGGGAUAGUUUGUCUCAACAGCACUCUGGCUCUUCUUACAACUUAAGUUUCAACACCAGAGGGGGGUUUAGAAAUGCAUUUUCAUAUUUACUUUGUCUAUUAAAUAAUAGGUUUGUGCUGAACAAGCCGUGGGGUUUUCCUGUCCUGAAAUCAGCUCCACUGGGCUGUGUAAAACCAUAAUGUGCUGCAAACAUCUCGUGCAUGGUGGUCUCCUCCCAGGAGUCCUUAGCUGGGAAGAGAGGUGCCCACAUGGUGCCUCCUGACAAUGCAAGGAGACACUAAAGCUCUCUUUGUCCCUCCUCCAGUCUCUCUGCAGGAGAUGCUGAUGUUUGGACCACAGGUGGCAUCCCUGCUUUCCCACCAGUGGAAACACAGCUUGCUUCUGCCUUAACCACUUGACACACCACUGGCUUAAGAGGCAACUUAUUUUAGAUUUCAGUAAGUCUGUGACUUCCUCCUGUGGAGAGGGCAUCAAUAUCCACCUGAUUAGAACAGAGCUCCCCUGCCCUGCCCACAGCCAAGGAGCCCCAGCUGCCCUGUGUGCUGCUGGAAGCCUCCUGCCAUGGGCUCAAGGUGUGUCUGAGCUGGGAGGGGCAAGAACUGUCCACAGAUGCCAAGUCAGGGACCUGCUGCCUUUUGCCUCCAUCCCUGUGCUGCAGGAUUUGGAGGGGAUGCAGUGCCCAGUACCCAGGUAUGCUCCAAGCUGCCCACAGAAAGUGCAUUUUGCUUGUUCCUUGUCCUUCCCCUAAGCCAGGAGCAUUGGCUGCAUCCUCUUCACACUGUUCCCUACAGUCUGGAGCUUCUUGCUUCAGCAGGGGUUGCUGCUGGCUCCAGCUGCACACUCUGCUUUGUCUCCUUUCUUUAGUUGUAGCUCUCCAUUUGUGUGCUCUCAAAGCUCACCUUUUCUUACCAGUGUCUUCUCAUUUUCAAACCAAUGUCUUCUCUUCCUUUGGCCUCUGUGCUGGCAGAGCUUGAGGGACAUUUUUUUAAGUUUAAUUUGUUGCAGAAAGAGGAUGGUAGGAUGGGAGAAAAUUAUGCCUGAGCCUCCCAAAAACCCUUAUUUCCAACAGCUCCUCUCUUCCCCUGGUGGAUCCCACUCCUCCAGCACUUCUUUUCCCCAUUCCAGCUUCAGCCUCAGGUAAGGAAUUGUCUCCAGUGAAAAAAGAGAUGCUUCACUCUUCUCCUGAAACAAGGUGUAGGGAGACACUGGCUUCUCUGUGAGCACAGAGAGAGCAAGAUAUUUGUGUUCUCCUCUUCCAGUGCCCUUCUCCUACUCCGCCUGUCCCCUGCAUCCCACACACAUCAGACCACAUCACACGGUGCCUCCC
Messenger RNA from Poecile atricapillus (Black-capped chickadee), 4820 nucleotides. RefSeq names its product Wnt family member 4 (gene WNT4). The transcript is spliced from 6 exons. Gene Ontology annotation, molecular function: frizzled binding; cytokine activity. Gene Ontology annotation, cellular component: extracellular region. The record is from RefSeq and is a predicted model, not a curated record. Gene Ontology annotation, biological process: canonical Wnt signaling pathway; cell fate commitment; neuron differentiation. Bases 442 to 1332 code for a protein of 296 amino acids. Lineage: Eukaryota; Metazoa; Chordata; Aves; Passeriformes; Paridae.